ACAGAAGGAACAGGUGAACAUAGCUGAGAAGAAAGAACCACAAAACACCUUAGAUCUCUCCAAAGAUGCUGCAGAUAUGACUAUGGACAAAUCUGCUAGUGUCAAAAAUGAAGAUAAACCUCCUGAGAUGACAGAGGUCAGAACACUACAGCUUACAGCGCUGCAGAACACUCCGUUUAAAGAAAUAAUGAAUUUAGUAGAUUCAGAUGCUCACCAAGAGACACAAGAUGAGAGAGUUGUCCAGGUUCCAGAGGGACUUUCCAAUUUGAAAGCUUUCUGGGAGAAAGAAAACAGCGGCCCCAAAAUAAUAUUUACCAGAGAGCAGGUGAGGCAUGAAGACAUCAUCAAGACAGGAAUAGAAGCUUCACAUGGCCCUCAAAAUGUUCAGACUAACUCGGAUGUGAAGAGCAGAGGCAACAACCUUUCACCUCAGAUGGAAAUGACCGUUGAGAAUUCUGCGUCCAGUUCCUCUGCACUGACUGAAUGCAGCAUCCUGGGAGAUUUAUCAAAAGAAGAUGGUACAUACAGAGCUAAUCCAGUCCUCAUCUAUGAGGAGACAGAUGAUUCUUUAACAGGUUCAAUAACAGAGUCACUGAUUCUUGAACCACAGGAAAACACUCCUGUACCUUCUCUAACUUGCAACCGCCAAAAGCAAGACAGGGACAUACCAGUUCCCCUUCCUAGGCAGUCCACUUCCAGUCCUCAGGAAGAAGAGCCAGCCAACAUCAGUGAGCUUAAGCAUUUCUGGGAGAAGGAGUAUACAGGACCUAGGGUAAUUGCUGCAAGAGUUAAGGAAACCUCAAGUAGUUCAAUACUCAGUAACAAAAUGGUUCCUCCUCAGUCUGACCUGUCCUUAGAUAGCAGAGAGAAGUCUGAGGAAGAGGCACAAACAUCUUCAUACACAUCCAAGUCCAAUGUAUCCAAACCAUUGAAAGUGAAGGAUAAGGGUUUUGUCAGUCAGAGUCCAGAGAGAUCACAGCUGAGGAGUUCUGGUAGAGCUGAGGAUGUACAGUCAAGAGAUCACCAAGUCAUGGCUGAGUCUCAAGAAAGGCCCCUCAGUCCUACCAAAUCCCAAACUCCAAGAUCCAAAGAGCAAGAGGAUGAAGUCAGGAGGAGUCCAUCAAAAACCUGCCACCCAAGAGUCUUACCAAGAGAAUCCUCAAGUCCCCAGAGAUCCAGGCUGGAAGGUUCCCCCUUGAAAACGUUUCCGAUAGACAUUAACCCCCAAAUUAAGGUCGUUGAGGAACAACUAGGAAAGCCAACACCAGUUCCAAGACAGAGGAAGUGUCCCUCACAUGAAGUGAAGCAGACAGACACUAAAACUAGCACAGAGCUCACCUCUCAUCGUCUACCUUUAGAUCCAGAGGACAAGGUUCAUUAUAAUUCAACAACACACAACAUACAACAAAGUAGUUCAGGCUCCUCCACAGCUCCACAAUCCAAAAAAGCUUCAGAGAAGAAGUUGGGAACCUUAACACGUCUUGCCAGAUCUAUCAUCCCUCAGGAUUUUCAGCACUACCUCGGCCCCCACGAGAACGCCCACGUCCCCUCUUUUCACAAAGCUGCUCAAGAGUCCCCUACAGCUGCAGAGACUGAUGGAGUGCAGAGGCCACAGAGUGCUCUCAGAGACCAUGUGGGAAACCAGAGUGACGCUCCCACAGAGGGGAGACCGUCUAGAACCAGUUCUUGGAUUGUGCAAAGUACAGACGGAAACUUCAGCCAAGACACAGUGCCCGCGGCCUGGUUUCUGUCUGGGGCAAGUUCAGGCAGUUAUGAUGAUAAUUCCAUGACAGCUCAGAAACGAUUAUCUUCAAGGACUACAUCAUCCAAAAGUCUGGAAAACCUCACCUCACAAACAAGAGAAGAGAGCAGCAUCACCUUCAGAGAACAAAUGAAUCUAAGUGUGGAUGAUGUUGCUUCACAUCCACCCUCAGUCUCUUCACUCUCCACCUCAAAGCAGAUGAACAACAGCGUUUCGGGUCCAGUUUUCCAGCAGGAUGAGACGGACAGUGACAGCUCUCCGUUACGCUGGAGAAGAAACACAGGCAGCUCCAUGUCUAACUUGAGUCUCUCCUCUGGGAUGGCCUCCAUGUCGUCUGUCAGCGGCAGCAUGAGCAGCAUUUACCACGCAGACUGUGGUGACAUUGAAAUCCAGGGAACCGUCCAGUUUGCUAUGAACUACAUCCAGAAGCUUGGAGAGUUUCACAUCUUCGUGGUGCACUGCAGGGAUCUGGCUGUAGCCGACACCAAGAAGAGCCGCUCUGACCCGUAUGUGAAAUGUUACCUUCUUCCUGACAAAACCAAGUUAGGAAAGAAAAAGUCCUCUGUGAAAAAGAAGACCGUAAACCCCACCUACAAUGAAAUCCUCAGGUUUAAACUCAUAAUGGAGGUGUUGAAAACUCAGAGUUUGAACAUCUCUGUGUGGCACAAUGACACUUUUGGGCGGAACAGCUUCCUGGGCGAGGUGAACCUGGAUCUGUCAGAGUGGGACUUCAACAACACACAGAUCAAUGAAUAUGCAUUAAAAGCUCGGGUGUCAGCACAGACCUCAAGACCUGCUCCUGCCUCUCUGAUAACCAGCAGAGGACAGAUGAGAGUAGCCCUGAGAUUCCUCCCACAGACGUCUCACAGCAAGAGAACAUCUAGGAUGGAGACUGGUGAGGUGCAGAUUUGGGUGAAAGACUGUAAGAAUCUUCCACCAGUCAGAGGAGUGAUCAUUGACCCGUUUGUUAAAUGCACUGUACUUCCUGACACGAGCCGGAAAAGCAAACAGAAGACACGGGUGGUGAAGAGAACGGCCAACCCCAUGUUCAACCACACCAUGGUGUACGAUGGCUUCCGGCCGGAGGACCUCAGAGAGGCCUGUGUGGAGAUCACGGUGUGGGAUCACGACAGGCUGAACAACCAUUACAUCGGUGGUCUUAGACUUGGGUUAGGGACAGGGAAAAGUUAUGGGAUGGAAGUGGAUUGGAUGGAUUCGACGACAAAUGAAGCAAAUUUAUGGCAGAAGAUGUUGCAGUCUGAUGGUGAAUGGGUGGAGGAUGUUUUACCUCUGAGAAUGUUUGUGAUGGCAAAAAGCAUUUCAAAGUGAGACUGUAUAAAAUGUAUGGAUAAACAUUAUGAGAGAUCAACAUACUAUACACUACAAUACCAAUGCCUGAAUGAGCAAUGUGUAUGUAUAACUAAUAAUCACUGUGUAAGUUACUCACUCAACCUACUUUAGUGUGUAUAGUCCAAACUACUUAAUUAUUUAUAAAAAUGAUACAAACUAAGACAUAAGAUCAAAUCUUAAUUUAUAAAACAUACAAAUGGUUGUGAUCUGAGAA
Scomber scombrus (Atlantic mackerel) is the source of this 3326-nucleotide messenger RNA. It is a transcript of the gene sytl2a, whose product is annotated as synaptotagmin-like 2a. Gene Ontology annotation, molecular function: neurexin family protein binding. NCBI's taxonomy places the organism in Eukaryota, Metazoa, Chordata, Actinopteri, Scombriformes, Scombridae. The transcript is spliced from 12 exons. The record is from RefSeq and is a predicted model, not a curated record. The coding region runs from base 77 to 3091 and encodes 1004 amino acids. Gene Ontology annotation, cellular component: exocytic vesicle; plasma membrane. Gene Ontology annotation, biological process: exocytosis.